This is a messenger RNA of Anopheles bellator, 823 nucleotides long. RefSeq lists its product as uncharacterized. Bases 108 to 737 code for a protein of 209 amino acids. The transcript has 3 exons. Lineage: Eukaryota; Metazoa; Arthropoda; Insecta; Diptera; Culicidae. The record is from RefSeq and is a predicted model, not a curated record.
AUCGAAAGCAGCGUCCAUUCCAAGCGACAACACCGCUUAGUUUCCCUUUCUUCUAAGUUCUAAACAUUCUAAGCGACAACUAAACACAACUUCGCAGUUCACCAGUCAUGUUGAGAGGUGCUAGCUUUGCGAAGCUGUGUUUGGAAGACGAUUCAAUGGAAGGAGAUUUCUUCGACGAAGAUGGAUUCAAACUGCAUUUCGAAAAGGACAUCACGCCCGCUGAAAAGCGGUACUAUAUGCGAGCCUUUCCGAACGUCAGUGAAAUUGCCGAGGGAAAGGUCCACUGCACAGCAUGCGGUAAACACAUCGGAACGGCGCCGAUUGCCGAAGCCAUCAUCCGCAGGCAUCCCAUCAUGAAGGUGGUCCUCUGUCUCACGUGCUACGAUUUCUACAACAGUGGCGAAUUCGAUAAGGGAGAGGAUGGCAGCGAGCUUUUCUGCCGUUGGUGUGGCCAGGGAGGAGAAGUGUUCUGUUGCUCGAGAUGUCCUUUUGUGUUCUGCGACAAAUGCAUCGAGCGGAAUCUGUCCAGUCUGUGCGUGGAAGAUAUAGAGGGUAACGACCACUGGAUUUGCUUCGUUUGCUCACCGUGCAUUACAUGGCACGUGUGCGCCAAAUACUGGGCCGUAACGAAUUACAUCGCCAAGCAGAUAAAGAUAAUCAAAAGCAAGAAGCUCACAGACGUCCGCGUACAGAAACUCAUGCAGACAGACAACUCAAAGUGCUGCUCGAAGACCUAAGGCGUGACAGAAGGCGUACAAGGCGCAAAAGGAAGAGUCCUGCAUGUGAAAGAAAAGAGAAUAAAACAAUGAUUCAUUAUUCAUUG